AUGAUGCUAGAGGACAGAUACUAUCACUCUCCACGCACACAGCUGACGCCUCUAGUAAGGAGUGUGCAGAAUAGUCUAGAUGUAAGGGAUAAAUCAGUCUCGGGCACGGACGAUGAUAUGGAGCCCACAGCCAUAGCCCCGACGCUGGGGGCACCUGGCUCGUCCCGGGUGGUUUCAAAAACGCCACCCAUAUCAGCCGCAUGCUACGUCCCCCGGAUACCCCGGACAGACCAUCGCGGACAUUUUUUGCGGGGAGCUACUCUCCAAAAGCUCGAGAUACGCGAUCCACCGAGGAAGCAAUACCGGUCUGUAGCACGGCCGGCCACUACCGCCUUUGAUCCGCCAUGCUUUCCCGGCGCCAAGGCAGUGCAUCAGAUAUACCUUGCCAAUCAGGCGCAUCCAGCCUUUUACCCGCCCCCCUUUCGCCGAAGGAAAAACAAGCUUCUCAGCCAGAUUGCGCUGCCCUUUUCUGUUCCCGACAUCGUCACGACUAGUGCUGUUCUGGGCAGAGGGCUGCUUGAUGGUAUGGAUUCCGAUCGAGAUGGCUUUUCUGCUCCACUGUCAGACGGCACCGACGGUACUGACGCCGCAGACAUGGUCAGUGCGCCUUAUCCUCAGCGGAUGCUGUCCCUGAUGCUUGCACAGCCUGCCUGCGCUCGCCUCCUCCACUUCAACGUGUGCAUCUCAAACGAACUCUCAUCUUCGUCAUUUGCCAGUAUAAACACAGAGAACUUGGAGCCCACAACGCCUGGUGCUGAAUCGUAUCUUGGUAAAUCCCCUAUCGCAACAAUUCUCUCCACACCGUUACCCCAGCCACCCAAGCAAUUUCCAAUGGCACCCUCUCUUUGUUUAAACGAGGAGUCUGUUGAUCACCAGGGCUCAACCAGAAGCGUAUGCUCGGGUCGGAGUCUAGAACCAAAUCUCUUUCGCUCCGCCUCUGUCGUGUCCGAUUCUGAUGCACCUACCCCGUUGUCUGGGGAAAUCUCUCAGCUCUUCCGUCCGCUCCCAGCCCCAAAUGUCCUCCCCUUGCGCUUGGGAGGAGUCCUUUUGCCGGGAGACGCUGUCUUGGCUGUACACCCUAAGACGCGUAGGGUUAGCUCCUGCGUUUGGUAUAGCAACAGGUGCGUUUUAUUCCCUGACGGCACACAAUCACAUUCCCAUCCCCUGUAUCGGGAUGCCACACAGCGCGAAGCAGCAUACUCUGCAGCGCGCUCCGUUCGGCAUGAAGAAAUCACUGAUCCCUUUGUGUUGGCCGGCCUUAUAUUCAGCGCGUUGGGUAAUGAGAUAUCGUGCUCUCCUCGCACCCGGGAUUACGACAUCAUCUCCCUCAGUGAGCUCGUGCUCUCCCCCGUAAAGCAUCUGCUGAGUGCUGACGAAAUAAAGAGAAUGGGGGAGAGCCUGGUCCUGGCGCUCUCAGCCGUCAAAGUGAGUAUGUAG
Molecule: messenger RNA, 1437 nt
Organism: Giardia duodenalis
Lineage: Eukaryota; Fornicata; Diplomonadida; Hexamitidae
Exons: 1
Coding region: 1-1437 (478 amino acids)
Source: RefSeq, a predicted model, not a curated record